ACCUACGGGUUAGGAAAACAUUUCUUGGAUGGAGUCAUUGGGAUUUAGUGGAUGAAGGCAAAGGAAAUAAAAGCAGGCAUCUGUGCAAACAGAGGUAUGAACUGCUUAAGGUGAGAUCUAUAAAACAGUCUGAGGAAAGAGUGAGAGACAAUAGAGGAUAUACUCAAAUAUGUGAAUACAGAUAGUUAAACUGCAUCCAUUACAAAUGUGGGAGUGCUUUAAUGUGUGUUUGUGUGUGUAUACAAGCAUGAGUGGCUGAAGCAAGCAUAUAUCCCUCCUUUCUCACAUUCCAAGUGGCUGGAGUGAGCUGUGACUGAUCAUCGCUGAAAGCGGUGUGGUCUGAAAAAACACAGGCGAGGAGGGAGGGUCUCGUACACACACGCUCUGCACACACACGGGAUCACAAGCACAGCAGAGAGUGGGACAUUUCUGUCCCUGAUGCGGCAGCAGGAGCGCUAAGCGGGAAGAGGAAUAUAAAGGCUUUGGGAGCAGGAGGGAGAGAGCAGGGAAGCAUAUGUGGAACUCCGGUGGGCUUGAGGAGUCUAAAGCUGUUGGGGCCUGAGAUCAGUGCCAUGGGGAACUCAAACAGCAAGAAGAAAACCCAGGCCAACCUUACCAGCAGUCGCCGCACUAGCAGAGUAAAGUCAAUCUGGCACUUUAGACAUGUGGAUAAAUUCAAAACAGGCCAAAAGCAAGAUGAACAAAGAAAGCUGACUGUACAUUACACGGCUUCCCAGCACUACCAGGAGAAUGUGUUCAUAGAAGGGAGCAGGCCACAGUACCUGGAAGACCUGCAUACAGAGGCUCAGGAGGGACUGAAGAUACUACAACAGGAGGAGCACAAAAAUGGGGUGGACUUUCAGGAUGAUCAGACUGUGCCAGAGGAAGACACAAGCUCAAAAGAAAGAGAUGAAUCACUUGAGACUGAUAGCACUGCUGAGCAAUCUGUCAUUUCAGUGUCGACUGUCUCAGCAGUCUCCUCGCAUCCAGUGCUUACACGUCAAGGUUCUACAUUUAAGCCCUUGAACCCAGUUAAACGACUGGACAAGACCAAGAGGAGAAGUAGAAGAACGACUAUCAUGGGCAUACCACAGCAAGUUCAAAAAGAAUUGGAUAUGGCAAGAGGAACUAUACUGCAGCAGCUUCCAAACAGAGAACGUGAUGAAGAUGAUUCAUCUGGCACAGUUGUCAUUCCAACAAUUGAUGGAGAGCUCCCUUUAGUAAAUCAGGAAGGGGCUCGUGUACACCUGCAGAACAUUGAGGUCCUUCAGACAUCAAGAGAUGAGGAGUUCCUAAGAAACCACAUCCAUUCUGUCUAUCAAGAUGAGUUAAACCGAAAGCUUGGGCUAGGAGCAUGCCCUACGCAGAGGCCUAAGUCUCUUGCUGUGCCUGGGAUGACCACUUCCUCUUUCCUGCAUGAGCCUCAAGGUCCCGUUAUGUCUAUUUCACCACAGGCAACGUAUUUAUCCAAAAUUAUUCCAAAUGCAAUUCUGCCUGCUGCAAUAGAUAUCAUUGAAAUUAAUCAUGAUCACAGCCGGCGCAGUGCCAGUACAGUCAGCAAGAGCAGUUUAGCAUCAGCUAGCCCAGCUUCUUCACGGUCUGGAGGUGGGACAAAUCAAGGUCCACUUACCGCUAGCUCCAUCAAGAGCCAUUCGCAAUCAUCUGAGACUGUCGUCUCCAACUCCUCUACAAUCUCUUCAAAAGGAAGGUGUCUACCAACCUUUGUUGCUGACAACACCAAAGAAGUUUCAGAUUUAAUCCCAAAGGACAUGAGUGUUACAAGCUCAAGCAGUAAAGAUACAAAUCACAGACUAGAACAAAAGGAGUUGGGUGAUGCAGGGGACAAUGUUAGAAACAGCCAAUCGUUCUCUCGUAGUCUCUCUGUAAUGAAGACAAAACUACCACCAGCGCCACCUCAGAGAACCUAUUCCCUGCACCAUGAAAAACUUAAGCGAAGAUCAAGGGAGCGGGUAGACAUAAAAGAUCUCAAAGAUAUGGCACCAAAUGAUGAGCAAACAGGUAGAGAUCUCAGCAGUACAAAAGAAGAUCAUCAGUCCACCAAAAACGAGAAGAGUGCUGUCCAUUCUUCUGUGCUCAGCUCAUUUAGAGAUUUCCAGACAUCUGUGGAAUCUAGCCCACUUAGUCCUGAUCAAGCAUUUACUGGAAGUCAUGUCAGAUUAAGUAACUCAUCUCCAAAGAAAACUGGAGAAUCGGGUGAAAACAAAUUUGAUAGGACUUUGUCUCCUUCAAGUGGAUACUCAAGUCAAAGUGGGACACCUACGCAUUCCCCUAAAGAGGUUAGUCCCUCCUCACCUGGAAAGAGAAGAGUUAAGCCUUCAAAACCAGAGAGAGCAGGUGUACAGAGCUCACCGGUGGUUUCAGUCUCUUCGUCAAUGACAUCUCUGUCUUCAGUCACAUCAGAUACAGUGCAUCAGGACAUUCAAACCAACACCACUCCAUCAGAGCCACUGAAGUGCUCCCCUCCGCUUACAACAGUGAAAAACAAGGUGACACCUACACACCCAACUACUGCUCUUAGGGAACUCUUUAACAUUCCCCCUCCACCCAAGGUAAAAGCCCCAUCUCCCCCACCCCCUGAAACUUGGAUUCACAAUAAACGCACACUUGAACUAUUAUGUGGCCCAGGUCCAAACCCUCAUAAGUUACAUCAGCUUCAAAAACAGCAAAAAAAGUCAUCAAUAGGUAAAAAUCAAAACACAAAGUCAAUGCAAAUCCUUGAACAAAUGGUCCCAAAGACACAGACAACAGAAGAAAUAAAGACUGGGACUCAAGUGGAGAACAAAGAAGCUGUAAAAGAACAAAAUGAGUCCAUGUCAAUACAAGUGCUUGAACAAACAUCGGCAGAACCUCCAGAUGUGAGGCAUAAUGGAAGCUCAACAUUACAUAAUGAACUAGAAAGUCCAGAAACUCUUGCAGAGGUCAACCAGAUGAUUUGUUUAAAAGAGGAGAAAACUGUAGAGGACCAAAAGGAAAGAGGAAGUCAAACCCUCCCUACAACGAAGGUACCAACUAUCAAAGUUGAUCAAAGUAUGCUGUCACAAACAAACUGUGAAGUCAAAACAAAUGGUGAAAUUGUGAGCACAUCUCUCCCCAAAAAUGACGAAGCCAAUGAGGAGAUCCAAAAAAACGACCAUGUUAAGGGCAUUUUGAAUCAUAAACCAAUGCAAACUCUUGGUAUAGAAGUACCUGAUGUCAAUGGCAUUUCUCCACCUCCUUCUCCACCUCCAGAACACCACCCUCCUCCACCACCUACUAAAAAGAUGUCAGCCUCUUCAGUGUCUAUACCACCAUCUAAAGAGGAAGAGGAACAGAAGCAAGAAACAGAGGGACAGAAGCAAGAAACAGAGGAACAGAAGCAAGAAACAGAGGAACAGGUGACUCUUCUGGAGUCUUCUUGGCCUCCACCACCACCACCAAUGGAAGAGUCUACUGACUUGAUGUUUGAGGAACAAGAUGAACUUGACUUCCCCCCACCACCUCCUUCGUUCGUACAUGAACCCCUUUCAAAGAUAUCUGUCAAUUGCCACGAAGAAUCAUGUGAACAGCAAGCCAAUACAGAAUUGGUGUCAUCUAACGCCUCAGAUAUGAACAGCAGUCCAGACCAAAACUCAGAAAUACAUACCAAUCUCCCAAAAAGAAUUGUACAAAAUGGUAUGGAGAAUAGACAACAAGAUAAGCCUUGUAAUAACGCCUCAGACUUCUCGGUGGACCAAGUUGGCAUGGAAAACACAACCGUAGCCUCUCCUAAAAUGUCCUUUUUAUUACCAGAUGAACUUGUACAAGGGGAAGAUUCAUCAGAGCAUGCAUCACCUGAUACCCAAGCAGAUUCCAAUGUGCUGCUUGCACCUCCGCUUCCAGUGGAAAACCAAUCUAUUGUUAACUCACGAAGGCAACUGGGCCUUUUAAACAAAGACAACCGGAGCAAAGAACUGUUGUGUCGCAACAAAAGCACACCUAUUCCAAAGGAAGAUGCCAACAUUCCACUUGUCACACCUUCCUUGCUUCAAAUGGUGCGACUACGAUCUGUAAAUGUCGGGGAAGAUAACAAUGAUAGCAAACCAAGUACUGAGACCACAACAAAUGAGGAUCACAGUAUUACUAGUCAAGCAACACCACAAAAGCCCAUUCGCAAAUCCUUGGCUUUGAAGUCCAACUCACCUGCUAAGUCAUCUCCUGCUCCAGCUACAGUCCCAUCCAUGUGUCUUCAGGAGGCUAUACGUAUGAAGACAGCUGCUAUGUCCUCCAGUGGAGUACCUGCAAUGCUAAAUCUACGCUUAUCCUCAGCUAGCAGUGCUAGUUCACCUGUGCCAUCCCCUAAAACACCAGACGGCUCUGACUUACAUAGCUCCCCUGCAUCUACAGCCAGUUUUAUAUUCUCCAAAAGCACAAAAAAAGUUAUCAUUGAAACACCUACUUCGCCUGAGGUCCAAGCAAGCCUCAGACAGAGUCUUGCAGCUGAGAUAAUGCAGGUUUCUGACCAAGCCAAGACGAUGAUUACAAAUGGAACAAAAAAGCCAAUUAAGGUGCCGCCACCUGUUGCUAAGAAACCAGUGCAUGGAACAAAUCCUCCCAACAAGAUGGAGACUGCAACACCGGAUAAGACAGAGAUCUUGACAAGUAAACAAAUAAUGAGGGUUGAAGUUAAUGGGCAAAGUGAUCCAGUGCAUCCUGCUGGCCAGCGAGCACAAUCAUUAGGCAGCCAGGAGCAAGCAAGAAGUACAGACACUGCAUGUUGAAGAGUCAUGGUAUAUGAGUUGAGUUUUGAUUGGACUGUUUAGUCACAGUCUGGCAAAGACAAGAGGACAAAGCAAGUGAUAAAAGCCCAAGUGAGAUUGCGAUCAAGGAUCCAUGGAUACCACAACUGUCUUAAAAGCCUUAGCCUGAUAAUGGCCUUCAAAUGUAUGCAAAAAGCUUUUCCCCCCAAUCCAUUUUAUAAAACAGCUUUAUUAAAACUUUCAAGUAUUUUUCUAAAUGAGUUUCUGUGCUCUGGAAAAGUUACUUUUAGUUUAUUUUGGACUUAUCAAAGCUAAUGACUGCAAGAUUGAACUGACAUCUAGUGGUCACUAGUGGUAGUAAUCACUGCUUGGCGCAAAAAGGUCAACUCCUGUGUUAUAAUUUUCUGACAUAUCCAAAUAUGUUCAAGCACAGAGAUUGAUUGCUAGCUUUUAAUGAAAGAAGCUGAUUCUACUACAGUUUUUGAAAGUUUUAGUGCUACUGCAAUCAGCUUUCAGCAAAUAUGUAUACAGUACAUGUACAGAACUGUCUGUUACCUUUAUGAAUUCUGAAGUAUGCUGACCAUUUACUUUUCAUUAAAGCACUUUGUAAGCUAAAUGCUGCAUUUCUGUUGGAACCAGCAAACUAGUAAGAGUAUUGAUUGAUGGUCCCUCUAAAUUUGAUGUAAAAAUAUAUAUACAUAUAUUUUAGUGGCUAUUUACUUCCAAGGGGGUGAAUAGAAUUACUACACUGUUUUAAAAAUAAAUAUGCAUUAAAAGAUAUUUAUAGAUUUA
Messenger RNA from Ctenopharyngodon idella (grass carp), 5528 nucleotides. It is a transcript of the gene nhsl3, whose product is annotated as KIAA1522 ortholog. The transcript has 7 exons. The record is from RefSeq and is a predicted model, not a curated record. NCBI's taxonomy places the organism in Eukaryota, Metazoa, Chordata, Actinopteri, Cypriniformes, Xenocyprididae. Gene Ontology annotation, biological process: cell differentiation. Bases 573 to 4757 code for a protein of 1394 amino acids.